Messenger RNA from Micromonas commoda, 2703 nucleotides. RefSeq lists its product with no specific name. NCBI's taxonomy places the organism in Eukaryota, Viridiplantae, Chlorophyta, Mamiellophyceae, Mamiellales, Mamiellaceae. The transcript has a single exon. Bases 1 to 2703 code for a protein of 900 amino acids. Gene Ontology annotation, cellular component: Golgi apparatus. The record is from RefSeq and is a predicted model, not a curated record. Gene Ontology annotation, molecular function: glycosyltransferase activity.
AUGCCACCCGUAGAUCAGGCGCCCGUCGCCGAGCGUCACUGGUUCCUCCGCGUCCUCCCAACCCUGCAGUGGUUGGUGCUGGGCAUCCUCGUGUUGGUCACCGCUAUCUUCUACGAGGAUGUGAACGCAAUGAGGCUCGCGGCGAGGGCGGCGGUGCUGGGCCCGAAGACGACGAAGGACGGGGGAGUGGUGCAUGAGACGGGGGCGAGUCAAGCGCCCUCGAACAAGUUGGAGCUGGGGAGGAAGGGUGGGCCCAGGGCUCCGCUGCUGACGGCGCCCCCCGCGCCCGAUUCGGCCGCGCCGGUGCCCAUGGCCGGGAGGGCGCCGAAGGUGAGCGUCGUCACACUGGACAAUACCCGGGAGUCGAAGGAUGGAGACGAGGCGAAGGACGCGAACCCCCGACCCGUCCUUCCCCCGCCGAUCGCGACCCCGAUCCCCCAGGGAUCUCCACCGCCCGAACUUAAGCCCGCGGCGGUCCCGUCGCCAAAAACCGAACCGGCGAACGGGGACUGGUUGAACAACGAGGAGCAGUACGUGGAUGAGCUGGGCGAAGACGAGCCCGCCGCUGAGACUGAAGGGGCGCCGGUGGAGACGAACGAUGAAACCGCGUCAACGGAGACCCCGGUGCAUGAAGGUCAGGAGGUCGAGGCCGGUGGGAAGACGGCGAAGGCGGAUGGCCAUGACUAUACGCCGCGAUCGGGUACCGCACCCGGCUCCGGGUCGAGCUUGCGUCCCGGCGGCCCCGUUCCCCUCCCGGACGUGCCCGCGUCCAUAGGCGGAGAGUGGAGGAGCAUCGGCAAGACGCAGCCGCUGACGGGCGAGGACCUGUCCGCCCCGGGGGCGCUCGAAGCCGCGGCCGAGAAGAGGUCCUUCCGUAAGGAGAUUAUCGUCAUGGUCGCGAACGAGGGCGGCGCCAUCCUCGCCGCAAACGCCGUGGCCAACCUUCGCAGCGUCGGCAUCGAGCACUAUCUCAUAGUCACGAACGAACCCAAGAGCUGCGAGCUGCUGAUGAACGGCCCGUGGGGCAUAACUUGCGGGUACACCAGCUACCUCAAGAAUCACGAGAGGCUCAAGGACUACCAGCUGCUCAACGAGGAGGGAGCCACUCCGUUCAGGCUCUGGUGGGUCCGGUUCCACUUCCUCGACAGGCUCGUUCAGUUGGGGUACAACCCGAUGUACAUCGACACCGACGUGUCGUUCAGGGUUAACCCGUAUCCGCUGCUCAAGGGACCGUUUAAGGAGUAUUCCCUGUUUGCCCAGGACGAGUCGGGACACUUCAACGGCGUGAACAUCGGCUGGAUAUACGCCCAGAACGCGCGGCCGAACGGCAGGGUGCGGUGGGUGCUCAACCAGACGGUGACUCGCAUGAUGGAGAUACUGGAGCAUCAACCGACGCCUCUGACGCGUUGGGACGGUCAGCCGGUGGUUGGCGCGAAAGAGGCGCUGUGGGACCAGCACAUAUACAACGACGUGCUGGAGUCGUGCGUGUACGGCGAGGACAUGCGCCGGCGGUCCAUGCAGCGACUGAUCGAGCCCAGGGAUGACCUCCGACGCGCGUGGGAGGUGGAGCAGGGGUACCCGAUGGACGGCGCCGCGUUCGACGAAGGUCGGGUCGUUGUGAACGCGCAGGACGUGCCGUUGACUGCCCGGGGUGACCCGAUGGACCUGCGCGCCGGUUCGCACGCGGUCAAGUUCAAGCCCCUGACGUGCUACGACCACUUCACCCCGGAUGAGGCUUCCGAGGCCCCGGAGAAGAUCGCCGCCGCGCCCCCGUGGCUCGUCGCCGGGUGGAGCGGGGUACACGGCGACGAGAAGUUCCAGGGCGUCUCGGGUAACUGGAACCUCUACCCCCCGCGCGUCGCGGUGGCGCACCUCGUGGGCGGUUUAGCGAAGCAGACUACGUUCAAGUCGCUGGGGUGGUGGCAGUACGGGAGCGACGCCUUCCGCAAGCGUUCGCUGCAUCGACUGCAGACGGAGCUGGACCGCGGCGGCGCCCUCGCGGUCGCGGGGUUAAGAGCCGGCGUUGACGUAGACGACGCCAUGGAGGCUACGUCUUUGUACGGCGCCGCGGUGGCAAACGUCGUUCGCCUGGCGCUCGCCGCGGGUCGAAGGCCGGUGAUCCCGGCGCUGGACUGCUCCGCCCGGUGGAUAACGCGCGGUGGACCGGGCACGUUUUUGGGGGUGAGGGACAGGUUGCACGUGGUGGUCAGCGGCCGGUGCGACGCGGACAGCGCCGCGGGCGGCGGUGGACCCCACCCCGCGCCCGGCGGCGUCGUCUUCGAGGAACCCGGAUUCGGCGCGUGUUGCCAGAGCGUCCAGUUCGACUGCAACGAGGGCGUCAUCCCGCAGGUGGACCUCGACAGGGACCCGAGGUUCGAGGCGUUGCAAGACGACGUGGCGUACGUCAAGGUGGACGAGCUACUCGGGAGCGGGGUGGACGAGGACGGCCGUCCCGCGGUUGACGGAGCGGGGUUGGAGGAGAAACUCAAAGGUCCGAGCUUGGUCGUGGUGGAGCUCGGGGACAGCGCGAGGGGGUACGGUGACGGGCAGCACGUCCCUGGCUUGCGCGCGCCCGACGCUAAACAGGCUGAGCGCGUGUUGGAGUUCUUCAGGACGUGCCAGAACAUGAAUUGCGUCACGCCUCGGACGGUGUGGCCCAACGAGAACAGCUUCUGCGACGACCCCAACAGGAAGGAGGGGUAA